AUGCCGGCGUGGAGCCUGAGCAGCAACUACUUGUGCCAACGGUCAAAGUUUAUUUCUCGUAUUGCCCACGCAGGUGCCUCAAAGACAUCAUGGCCACCCCCUCUACAUGCAGAAUCAUCCGAGUACCGGGCUCCCGGGAUCAGAGACGGGGCACGGAUGUGGCCCUGUGGACACCGGUACUUUCGGUCUCCCACUGAGCCCUACUGGGGUUACGGAUGGCCGAUACGGCUAUCGGCAUCUGAUUCGUCUAUUCCUUUUCCAUGUCAAAAGUUUAAUAGUAGGCCGCUUCUCGAUGUGUUGGCGCAAGCAGCAAGGGGUGGCUUGUCGGAUGUGUCCGAGCGCAUCUAUCCUGAGCAAAACGGGCUGGCGCAGCAAACGGGUUUUGUUGGUCCUAGCAUGCGUUUACAUCACCUAAAGCGAUACUCCUUAAGAAACAAAAUGAUAGAAAUUUCCGAUUUCCCUCGUGGCAGCAUCGCUGCGAGCAGAGCCAAAACGAAUACCCUUGCAGAAUGGCGCACUAAGCGCAUUCGCACUGUGAUUGGCUCCGGCCGACGUUCAGAGGCUGCCUGA
Beauveria bassiana ARSEF 2860 is the source of this 570-nucleotide messenger RNA. RefSeq lists its product as uncharacterized. Lineage: Eukaryota; Fungi; Ascomycota; Sordariomycetes; Hypocreales; Cordycipitaceae. The record is from RefSeq and is a predicted model, not a curated record. The transcript is spliced from 5 exons. Bases 1 to 570 code for a protein of 189 amino acids.